AUGCAAUCUUACACUUCUAUUGUCAAGGCUGCCAACUUCAUUUUGUCAAGACCAACCUUGGCUAAAGUUGUCACCCCACUUGCCAACAAAUUCGUAUCCUUUGCUGGUUACAGAGAAAUGGGUUUGAAAUUCAACGAUAUACUUCUUGAAGAAACCCCAAUUAUGCAAACUGCCAUUAGAAGAUUACCAGCCGACUUGAGUUACUCCAGAAACUACAGAAUCCUUACUGCCCAUCAAUUAGCUUUGUCUCACCAAUUAUUGCCAGCUGAAAAAGCUGUCAAGCCAGAAGAAGAUGAUCACUAUUUGAUUCCAUACAUUUUGGAAGCUGAAAAGGAAGCUUUUGAAAAAGCUGAAUUGGAUAACAUUGAAGUUAAAGCUUAA
Messenger RNA from Candida tropicalis MYA-3404, 381 nucleotides. It is a transcript of the gene QCR7, whose product is annotated as ubiquinol--cytochrome-c reductase subunit 7. The coding region runs from base 1 to 381 and encodes 126 amino acids. Lineage: Eukaryota; Fungi; Ascomycota; Pichiomycetes; Serinales; Debaryomycetaceae. The transcript has a single exon. The record is from RefSeq and is a predicted model, not a curated record. Gene Ontology annotation, biological process: mitochondrial electron transport, ubiquinol to cytochrome c.